Molecule: messenger RNA, 2589 nt
Organism: Penicillium malachiteum
Lineage: Eukaryota; Fungi; Ascomycota; Eurotiomycetes; Eurotiales; Aspergillaceae
Product: putative protein kinase Yak1
Exons: 10
Coding region: 1-2589 (862 amino acids)
Biological process (GO): peptidyl-serine phosphorylation; peptidyl-threonine phosphorylation
Cellular component (GO): cytoplasm; nucleus
Molecular function (GO): ATP binding; protein tyrosine kinase activity; protein serine/threonine kinase activity
Source: RefSeq, a predicted model, not a curated record
AUGGAUUCUGGAUGGCAACCCUAUCAGGAUCCCCUGAUGGGUCGUCCCGCGCAGAUGAAUACCGGAUUGGCUGCCCAUCCCCAGCAAGUAGCUUCGAAGUACGGCCAGCCACCACAGUCGCAGCCCCCAGUCGGAUACACCUACGAGACUUUUCAAACUCCUGGCACCGCAUCUAAGGCUCCUUCUACCGGCCCAAACUCCAAACCGGUAUCUAUGGCGUCGUCGCCGUCUGCCACGCCACGUAGUCGGGAUUAUGUCACCGAUGCCGACACCACCAUGGAGGACGCCGACCCCUACAACCGCGCCAAGUACUCAUCGCGAUCAAAUCAUCAUAGUCGCGCUUCUUCCCAAUUCCUUAACCAGGCGGAAGAGUCGUCGGCUGCUCGCAGAUACUCUCCUAUGAACGUCUUGUCGCCAUCCGGAAUGUCAUACCCUACAAGCCCCGGGAAGCAGGGCUCCUACUUCUCACCAGGUCAAAGUCAGUCGCGACGAUCGCCCGGUCGGACAGGAGACUAUUCAUCUCCACCGCAGGGCUAUCAUUCCCCGCCAUCGAAUCGCCCCCCGAGACUUCCACCCCUCCAGUCAUCCGAUAUGAGCCCCGAUCAAUACUAUCCUUCCUCUGCAUCCUCGCACUUGGGAAGUGCAUUUGCUCCAGGCGCUCGAUCUCCCCGGUCUGGCUCCUUACCAUCCCAAGUUCCGGGCCGAGGUCCGGUUCCCAAGUUCCAGAAGAUCAAGGCUGUGCAAGAUCUCCAACCGCGGGUUCAUGCUCAACCAGCAUAUCGACGCGCCAACCCAGAGGGCGGAUUCAUCAGUCCACUUCAUGCGCUCACAAGUCAUCUACCUGCAACAUACCGUAUCUGUAACCCGAAUUUCAACUACGAGUCCUCCAGAAAUCCCCGUCGUGUUUUGACCAAGCCUAGUAAGGGCACCAAGAACGAUGGCUACGAUAAUGAGGAUAGCGAUUACAUUCUCUAUGUCAAUGACAUUCUAGGCAGUGAGGAGGCCGGACAUAAGAAUCGCUACCUUAUUUUGGAUGUUCUUGGUCAGGGUACAUUUGGUCAAGUGGUGAAAUGCCAGAACCUGAAGACGCAGGAGGUUGUGGCCGUUAAGGUCAUCAAGAACAAGACAGCAUACUUUAACCAAAGCAUGAUGGAGGUUUCCGUGUUGGAUCUGCUCAACAGUAAAUAUGAUAAGAACGACGACCACCAUCUCCUUCGACUGAAGGAUACUUUCAUUCACCGCCAGCAUCUUUGUCUUGCAUUUGAAUUACUCAGUGUUAACCUUUACGAACUCAUCAAGCAAAAUCAAUUCCGGGGAUUGAGCACAACGCUUGUGCGUGUCUUUGCGCAACAACUGCUGAAUGCUCUUAGUCUCCUCAACAAGGCACAUUUGAUCCACUGCGACUUGAAGCCAGAGAAUAUUCUGUUGAAAAACCUGGAAAGCCCCAUCAUCAAGGUCAUUGAUUUUGGAUCUGCCUGCGACGAACGUCAGACCGUGUACACGUAUAUUCAGUCGCGUUUUUACCGUUCACCGGAAGUUUUGCUCGGUUUGCCUUACUCAUCUGCAAUCGACAUGUGGUCUCUUGGAUGCAUCGUUGUCGAGCUGUUCCUGGGAUUGCCCCUUUUCCCCGGUUCUUCGGAAUACAACCAAGUCUGCCGAAUCGUAGAAAUGAUGGGCUUGCCUCCAGCGUGGAUGUUGGAGAUGGGUAAACAGUCUGGCGAAUUCUUCGAGAAAACGCAGGAUGAAUUCGGUCGUAAGACAUACAGGCUCAAAAGCUUGGAACAGUACUCACGAGAGCACAACACCAAGGAAGCGCCGAAGCUGAACAACCGGGUGGCAUUUAUCGAUUUUGUGCGCGAGCGGUGGUCUCCCCAGCAGGCCAAAUUGCACCCUUUCAUCACCCAACAGAAGUUUACUGGGCCAUUUAUGCCCCCAAUGAACUUAAAGUACUCUACUCUCAACAAGACUGUUGCUCCUGGUGUCCAGCAACAGCAGCAGGCUGAAGCGGCCACAGACUCCUCAGCCGCAUCCCCCACCACAACCGCAUUCUCAGCCGCAGUUACAUCCCCAGCCGCAACCACAACCGCAUCCCCAACCUCAUGCGCAGCCUCCUCCACCUCCCCCAUUUACAAUGGCAUGUAUCAACAGGGAGCAGCACCACCGCCAUACCCUACCCAGCCCCCAAGCUAUGGUCAUCAGAUGGGCAUGGUGCCUGGCCCUGGUCAGGUACCGCCACAACCUCAAUAUGGUCAAGGACAGAGUCUGUACGCUCAAGCCACAACAAGGGCAGGUCGUCAACGUGCAUCAACCAUGGAUCCACAAGGAGGUGGGAUUCCCGCUACAAUUCAACGAGUUGCCAGCCACUUGGAUCCCAACGCUCCCAUCCGACUCCAGCCAAGCCCGGCCUACUACCCUCCUCCCCCAGAUGGCUACGUAGACGCAAAUGCUCAACGACGCCGGGGCAGUCGAGCAGGAGGAGGUAAUGGAAAUGGCAAUGGCAAUGGCAAUCAGCGAAACCGCGAUUUCAUUCGGACUCUCGAGGAUGGAGUUAUGGGUGAAGGAUACAUGGGGCAAAACCCGUGGCAUUAG